Molecule: messenger RNA, 731 nt
Organism: Eurytemora carolleeae
Lineage: Eukaryota; Metazoa; Arthropoda; Copepoda; Calanoida; Temoridae
Product: glutamate-gated chloride channel
Exons: 9
Coding region: 1-657 (218 amino acids)
Biological process (GO): monoatomic ion transmembrane transport; signal transduction; nervous system process
Cellular component (GO): membrane; neuron projection; synapse
Molecular function (GO): extracellular ligand-gated monoatomic ion channel activity; transmembrane signaling receptor activity; neurotransmitter receptor activity
Source: RefSeq, a predicted model, not a curated record
AUGUUUUUGAGAUGGUCACUCUGGAUGUUGUUGAGGUUGGAGCUCUUGAUGCUGUUGUUUGUUGUUGACUCCUCCAGGGGAAUAGGCCAAACAUAUAAGUUGAUAGUUGACGAUGAUUAUAACCUUCAUGAAAUACCGAGGACAAAGGAUAGACAACCUCUAUUAGUGUCCGCAUCUAUCAAUGUCAGAAAUAUUUUGGAGGUUGACGAGAGGAAUCAGCUGGUAUCUUUAGAAACAACAUUAAGAUUAUUUUGGAAAGACCCAAGAAUAAAACCAAAGAGAGAAUACCUGCAAAGUUUUGACAGCCGAGGGAAUUAUACCAAUCUUCAUCCUUCCUUGGCAGAUAGAAUAUGGAUGCCAGAUAUAUUCCUAGAUCAUGCCAAAACUCUUCGUACUCCGACAUUCUUCACUAAACCAUCCUCGUUAAGAGUGUAUAACGACAACACUAUCAGAUAUUCUGCAAGGAUAAAUUUUGAUGUUGCGUGUAACAUGAACUUUAGAAACUACCCAGCUGAUGAUCAGUCCUGUGAGCUAAAGUUUGAAUCCUUUGGUCUCCAGUCAAAUCAGAUUCACUUUGCCUGGAUUCCUGACAGUAUCAAUGUUAACAAAAAUAUCUAUCUAUCACAGUUUGUCUUCAUGGCAUGGAUUCUUUAUUAGCAGAUUGGGUAUAUGUUUAACUUAAAGGAGGUGUUUGCGAGAAAUAAAUGGGGGCAUAGGCUUGCGGCAAAAAA